GACUCGCGUCAGUCGCGUGCGUGCGUGCUCCCGACUCCCGAUGUAAACAAACGAGACGACAACUGGGUGUCUACAAUUUUACUAAUCUAGAUAUAGAUAUCUAGAUCUACUAAGUUGUGGUUUAUAAUCCAGUUUCCAAGAGUCUUUUCUCGUCUGCUUUGCCGUUUGCCCUUUCAGUUGCUGACACAACAAUGGCAUCAUUCUGCCCAGUUUUUGUCGACAAAUAUGAUCCACUGAAAGCAGGAAGUAUUGAUGGCACAGAUGAAUACCCUCAUGAUAAAGGUGUGGUUAGGGCACUGAAUGCAGUUUAUAAGCCCAACAGAUUUGUGAAAGGAGCCCCGGAAUGUACUGUUUUUGUUGGUCGCCUGAACCCAAACACUGUUGAAGAAACCAUAGAAGAUUCUCUUAAGGACUUCGGAAAAAUUCUAAGUGUCAGAAUUGUUCGGGACAUUGUCACUGGUUUUUCAAAGUGUUACGGAUUUGUGGAGUUUUCUGAUCCUUACGAGGCUAGAGAUGCCUGUAAGAAUGGAAAUAAAAUUGUCAUUGAUGAUCAUGAGAUUUUGGUAGAUUCAGAAAAGGAAAGAACUCUUAAAGGAUGGAUUCCACGACGAUUAGGAGGUGGCAUCGGAGGAAAAAGGGAGUCUGGUCAACUGAGAUUUGGUGGUAAAGAUAGGCCUUUCAAAAAACCAAUACAGACUUUGCACCAAGCCCAGGAUUACAAAGACUUUGGUUUCAAGGAUUAUUCAAGGAAUUCAAGGAGAGACAAAGGCAGAGAUGAUUAUCAGAAUCGAAAUAGAGAUCGUUAUAGGUGACCAAAAACAAUGUUAAAUACAUUGUAAGUCCUGACUGUCGGGGCAGAGAUUGCAUCAGUCUCUCCUCCACCUUCCAUCAAUUUGGUGUUUUGAAGGACUGGUUCCAUUUCAGUUGCUUUCUUUUUUAAAGCGACGUGAUUGUUUUGUUAACAUCAAUUCUAGUUCUAGCAUGAGAGCAUUAUGUGGAUUAGCCGAUCCACAAACAUCACUCGCCGCACCACUCAAAGUUACAGAUUGCCCAUCCUUAACGCGGAUGUAAAAGAACUGCUUUAAAAAAGUGUUAUUUAGAACAGCUACAUUGGCCCCCAGAACAUCUGAAGGCAGUCCAUGAGCAGUCAGUAAAUCCUAUUUUUUUGGUACAAAGAACAAGAACAAUAAUAGGGGGGAAAUGUGCAUUAUGCAACUCGUUCUUUUCCUCAACAACUGCUAUAAUUACUACUAAGGACUUGAAUCUAUGGCAAAGGGGAAACACUUAUAAAUAUUUUCAGUGGUCAAAUUGUAUACAUUUUGUAUCUACAUCAUACGACGUACCGGUACUCUAAGGCUCUAUGUAAGGUAUCGAAUAAGCGUAAAAUUUAGUUGUUAGUAGAUCUUGUUAGUACAUGUAGUUAUAAGUGGUUUGUAGUUUUUUAAAAAAAGAAAACAAAAAAUUUUUUUUUAAAAUAGGACCCUUUUAGGGCCGCACCCGUUGUCACCUCUUAAUUAAACACGAGAUUUAGGUGCAGCUAUAAUUGGCCACACGAAGGUUCUUGCCAUCAAUGGGGGGAAUGGAAACUUACUGCGGCCAUGCAUGGGUGCACAAAGUAAUGGUUAUGUUAAACAAAACCAAGCAAAACAGGGUUAGUUUAAAGCAUCUAAAACUGCCUAAGUAGCGUUUUAACACAAAAAUGCUCAGUAAAAUCCAAGCUGGCAUAUACUUACCGAAAAUGGGAAAGCGAAAAUUCAGGGUGGUCAAAAUCAAAGUUGAGGCUUUGCCCACGGGAAGAAAGAGAAAGUCACUUGAUUGCAACUUUUAAUCAACUCAAUGUUUAUAAUACAGGGAAUCGCCGCCGUAUUAAAGGGGAAAAGGUUACAGAGAGGUGAGACAAGAGCCGUGGCCGCACCAGUAAGUCUCUACUCUAGUCCUGCAAUAGGGUGAAUCUCUACUAAACAAUCAAGCGUGAGGAGCCAAUUGAGAAGGAAGCUGGAUUCCUCACCACUUAUUGUCUUAGUAGCCUUUGGGUUUGACUUUUCAGUCCCCAUAGUCUCUUCCUCGGUUGGCUUGUCCCCACCACGGACCACAGAGCAGCCAAGCACCAACCGUUCUUUCCGAUAUGCCGAAGGUAGAGCAAAACAUAUGCUAUGCCUGCACACUUGCAACUUUCUCCCUGCUGGAAAUUGUAGGAAAUAUUCUAUGGGAUUACCCCUUCUACUCUACUCACUUUUUACAAUUUUCUUUACAACAACCUUUCAAUUAUCCUUGCUUGUAACAUGUCUUCCAUCGCUUUCUCUACUAUUAGUACUAUCUCCCUAUUCUUGAGUGGCGUGUGGUAUGGUUUGAGUCUGAUUGGGGGGGCUAUCACCUGUGUCUUGGAGAAGGCGAAUUAUAUGUCCUUGUUUCUUCGUACCAGCUCUCUUACCCAUCCUAAUUCUAUGUUCUGAAAGACAAUGCAAGUCGGUCUCUAGUCCAUCUUCAAACUGAUCGCUCCUUUUAGACUCUUAUAGUCUACCACAUUUUCACUUAUCACCCUUUCUAUCCUGCCAAUUGCACAGCUUCUUUGUAACCUUUAAAUAGUUUUGUUUAUGUUGUUUGCUAUCAUAACUGACACAUAUCGUUCUUCGUUAUCUUAGGCAGUUUGACUACUGCUGCACCCAGUAAAUCCCAGGAGUGUUGCUAAUUAAACCUUGGUAAGGGGGAAGUAUUUGUAAGACAUUAGAUCUAUCUGGUUCCAAAUAUAAUGGUUGUACCCUUAUUUGUGCAGUUACCAUUGGUGGUGUGUGGUUUAAGCACAUCGUGUCGGAGUCUUAACAAGGAUGCAAUGUGAACAUCUUCCUCCGAAUCUACGCAGGUACCUUUAACCUGUAACUUUUUACGGUCAAAAUACAGCCUCGCGCCGUUGUCCACGAACCAGUCUCAUCUGAAGAUUACAUUUCUAUUCAUCUCCUCAACAACAUAGAAAGAGUGGGUCGUUUUUACACCACCUAUGGAGAAAAAAAUAUCUGCACGUCCGUCAACUUUCAAUAAAUUUCCGCCCACUGACUGUAAAUUUACUCUUUUUCUUCAGUAAACCUUUGUUACAAAGUGGAUCAAAUGUCUUCCUCUUUAUCAAACUUACUUCUGCCCCUGAAUCAACUAAGGCUCUUAAGUUUCUGCCUCGAGAAGUUGAGAAACUGGAAUUUGGGGAACCUGCAACAUUUGUCCGAUAUGUUACUGGAUUGUUCAGUGGGCCACCCUCGUAUUUCCUGUUCUUUCUGGGAAGGCAGCCGGGUAGUUUCUUGACCUCUUUCACCUCAUAGUGGUCUGCAACUGACUGCUUCAGUGAUUUCCAUUGUUCUCCAAGGCUUUGCGAUUCUGUUCGCAGCCCUUCAGCGGUGACGCUGUCGUCAAAUCUCAGUAAAUACUUUUUCAGCUCUUCCAUAGCCUCUGAUGGGACUUCACCAAAGUUUCUUGGAUGAAGAAGGAACAGGUCAGCAAACAAUCUAGGCACUGCAGAUCCUUUUAAAUCUUUAUUCAGUGCUGUUAACAAGGGUGUCUACAAUUAAUUUGUACACUUCAACACGAUAUUUCUUCAUUGGGUCAGCUGUUGAUGUAGCUUCGUCUGUACAGAAUUCAUCAUCCAUUCGUCUGCGUCGUCUUUGCCAUUUCAAGGGAAGCGACUCUUCCACGAACGAAUGUGUUCUCUCCUCAUAGCUAAUAACAGCUCGCGACCAAAAACAUCAAGCAAGUUUUGUAGCCAUUCAGUUGUGUAGAUAUAUAUUACACGCUGACACUGGUGGCA
Molecule: messenger RNA, 3790 nt
Organism: Aplysia californica (California sea hare)
Lineage: Eukaryota; Metazoa; Mollusca; Gastropoda; Aplysiida; Aplysiidae
Product: U11/U12 small nuclear ribonucleoprotein 35 kDa protein
Exons: 2
Coding region: 192-812 (206 amino acids)
Biological process (GO): mRNA splicing, via spliceosome
Cellular component (GO): precatalytic spliceosome; U12-type spliceosomal complex
Molecular function (GO): snRNA binding; mRNA binding
Source: RefSeq, a predicted model, not a curated record